AACAACAAAAAAAAUGCUAAUCGAUUCAAUAAUUUUCAAUAAUUUACAACAAAUUGAUUUUAUCGGAAUAAAUUAUCUUAUCAAAUGGAUAAUUAUUUCAUUUAUAAUUAUAAUGUUAACAACACCAUUCAUUUAUGUUUUAAUGUUUUAUUUAUGUAGUUUAAUAUUACAUUUUUAUCGUUUAAUAUUGAAUCCAUAUUAUUAUCAUUGUUUUAUGGAUAAUGGUGAAAAUCAAUCAGUAUUCAAUAAUGAUGAUGAACAUUAUCAACAAUGGAUGCGACCGGCUUUAUUAAUAGCCAAAAUUUUCAACAUUGUUGGCCGUAUAUGGCAUGGUUAUGAAAUUAUCGGUUACGAAAGAAUACCCAAAAAUGGUUCAGCCAUUCUAGUAUUUUAUCAUUCAACAUUACCGAAUGAUAUUUAUUAUAUAAUUGCUAAAAUAUUUUCAAUACAAAAACGUAAAUUUUAUACAAUUAUUGAUCGUAUUGUAACAAUGGUACCUGGUUGGUCAUUAUUUUUAAAUGUUUUAUGUAUAACACCUGGUACAAUUGAUGAUUGUGUUGAUAUUAUUAAUCGUGGUAAUAUGCUUUUAUUAGCACCUGGUGGUUUACGUGAAGCCAUGUUUAGUGAUGAAAAUUAUCAGCUAAUAUGGAAUAAUCGUUAUGGUUUUGCACGUAUUGCACGCCGUACAAAUGUACCAAUAAUACCUGUAUUUACAAAAAAUUCACGUGAAUCAUUUCGUUGUUUACCAAUUUUACCACGUUGGUUAUGUCGUCAAAUUUAUGAUCGUUAUAAAAUACCAAUAUUUUGGCCAUUUGGUGGUUUACCAGUUAAAUUGACCACCAUAAUUGGUGAACCGAUUCAUUUUCCACCAGAAAUGACAGUAGCUGAAAUUGCUGAAUUGACGGCCAAAAAAAUGGAAGAAUUAAUCGAACGACAUCAAACACGUCCAGGUUCAAUGUGGAAAGCUUUACAGCAACGUUUUUCCUGAAAAAUUUUUUCCCUCCAAACUUCCCUCCAAAAAAAAGAAGAAUUUCUUAUCAUCGAAAUCAAAUUUACCGGAAAAUAUGUUUGAUUAUUCAUUUGUCGGUG
Molecule: messenger RNA, 1089 nt
Organism: Dermatophagoides pteronyssinus (European house dust mite)
Lineage: Eukaryota; Metazoa; Arthropoda; Arachnida; Sarcoptiformes; Pyroglyphidae
Product: DGAT1/2-independent enzyme synthesizing storage lipids-like
Cellular component (GO): membrane
Molecular function (GO): acyltransferase activity
Source: RefSeq, a predicted model, not a curated record